Molecule: messenger RNA, 2493 nt
Organism: Talaromyces atroroseus
Lineage: Eukaryota; Fungi; Ascomycota; Eurotiomycetes; Eurotiales; Trichocomaceae
Exons: 3
Coding region: 1-2493 (830 amino acids)
Biological process (GO): regulation of DNA-templated transcription
Cellular component (GO): nucleus
Molecular function (GO): DNA-binding transcription factor activity, RNA polymerase II-specific; zinc ion binding; transcription cis-regulatory region binding
Source: RefSeq, a predicted model, not a curated record
AUGGCCACUCAGCAGGCCGUUGCCACCGACCGUAAAAUGGAGCCAAGGCUUACUACCACUUCACCACAACUGAACCGCUCUUGCGAAUCUUGCCGAUCGUUGAAAGUUCGUUGCUUGCCCGACACCAAUGUUCCAAACCAGUGCCAGCGAUGUGUAAAGGCAAAAAGGCCGUGCAUAUUCGUUGCGCCGCAACGGCGUCGACCGCGGAAGCGCACAGAUUCGCGUGUCGCUCAACUGGAAAAGGAAAUGGCUGCCAUGCGCACAGUGCUCAAGGGUCGACACAUAGUCAUCGAAGAGAACAUCAAGGAGGAUUCUGAGUCUGGAAGAGCAGGAGAUGCCGAAGAACCGGAUGCCGUGGAUUUCGGACCCCAAGUGACAGAAAAACCGCAACCUACACAGUUUCAAGAUGUGCAAUUCACAACCCCAUUCAACAGACCGUUCCUUCAUGAUACAUCACAAUCCCCAGGCUACCGCUCCUCCCCCCAAAUGUCAGGUGACGGAAACUCUUCGCUGAGUACCCCGGCACUGACUCUAAAUUCGAUAGAUAAGGGAAAUGAAUUGGACGUCAUUGACCGCGGUGUUAUCUCAUUGAGCACUGCUGAAGACCUGGUGUCUCUAUUCAUUAAUGACCUACUUGUUUAUUUUCCAUUUAUAGUGUUUCCCACCAACACGACUGCUCGUCACUUGCGAACCUCAAAACCCAUCCUUUUCUUAGCCAUCUUAGCGGCUAGUUCCAUUGCAGUCGAUGACAGCCUAGCGACUGCCCUCAAUCGUGAGAUGCUUUCCUUGUACGCGCAACGAUUCUUUUUUCGAGGAGAAAAGUCAUUGGAGAUGGUGCAGGUGCUUCUGUUGAUGAAUAUAUACUAUCUACCUCCGCAGUCACCUUCACAAAUCCAAACAUAUCAAUACCCGCAUAUCGCUGCGACUAUGGCGUUGGAGAUUGGCAUUGCUUCUAAAAAGCGCAUUCCCCGAACAUCUAGGGAGAAUCAGCAGAGGCAAUCAAAGCCGGUCGGCAAAUUUGAUGAACAGAUAGCAGAGCAAGCUCGUACCAUCUUGACUUGCUACCAUCUGACUUCAAACGUGGCAAUGCGGGCACGACAGCCUAAUAUGCUUCCUUUCAAUGACUGGAUGAAGGAAUGCAUCCGACUCCUCUCCUCUUCUCCCAUCGCCACGGACAAAUGGUAUGCGAGCUGGUUCGGGCUUCAAGUCAUAACAGACGAGGCUAUGUCAUCUUUCGGGCUGGACGACAAUAGUUCCACAGCAUUGUUGUCAGAAACUCGGGUCAACAGUGUCCUCCGUUUGUUUGAUAAAAAAAUAGAAGAAUGGAAAGAGGAUCUUGACCCGGAGCAUCUUACAGUUCCAAUGAUGCUCGAAUAUCAGUAUACUACGCUAGUGGUCUAUGAGAUAGGUAUUGGAGAAGGCUACCGUGAUCCAGAUGCGAUUAAACGACAAUAUUAUACCCUGCCUGCUCCAGAUGGUGAUAACUGUGCCAAGCGACCGACAGAACCACUCAGCGCUAUGCGGCUUGACCUCACUGUCAGGUGGAUGCACGCGGCGCAGGGAUUACUCAAUACAUUCUUGAGUUGCGACGUGCACAGCAUGCGAAAAAUGCCUAACCUAACGUACAUGCGUACAGUACUAGGUCUCAUGGUUCUCCUCAAGAUUUACUUUUCCGUCAAGUCCGGUGUUCUGGGGGAGAUCAUUGAACCUGAUACUCUCAACAUAGAAGGGUAUCUGGAAUCAUUGACUCAGAGACUUGCAGAGGCGAGUGCCGAUUGUAAAUACCCAAUUCCAUCUCGAUGGUUACGUGUUGUUGGCGGCAAGUCGCGAGAUUGGUUCGAGCGAUUCCAGAGACAUCACAUGGAUCAAGAAGCACAAGCGCAAGAUGAUCAGCUCAAUGCUAGCAGUAACAGUAAAGCCAAUGUUGCACCGUCAUUAUCGACCGUGUCAAAUGCAUGGAACGGAGGGAUUGUACCCACUCCAACACCAACAGGGCCUCCUGGUGCGAACGUUUCGCUUACAAGAGAAUAUAUACUUCAGCAUCAGCAGCAGCAGCAACAACAACAAGAAAAAGCAGAAUAUCGACACCAGCCCAACACAUUCGGUGCCAACUUAGGCUAUACCGGUCUAUCUGCAGUUCAAGGAAGUAUUAAUGCUGCCAAUAAUAGUAAUACUACCACAACGACAACUACAAAUACAUUCCCUGAUUACAAUCAAGCCACUGCCUGGAUACGAUCACAGCAAUCAUCGUCAUCGCCAAGUGACCCAUCCAUGCAACAGCAAGUCGACUCGCAUACCGGUGGUUAUCACAUAUCACCGCAAGAUGUUUGGGCCUUCCACCACCAGCAACAGCAACAGCAGUACAUCAACCUAUCUAAUCACCACCAGGCUUUUCCUUCGGCAAUGUCUGGUAGUGAUCAUGACAUAUCUGCCAUGGAAAUGGAGUUUGACUGGGUUCCUGAGCAUGGCAUAUUUCAAUUGCCGAGUUUUUAG